Messenger RNA from Mytilus trossulus (common blue mussel), 3650 nucleotides. Its product is annotated as DDB1- and CUL4-associated factor 12-like. Gene Ontology annotation, cellular component: Cul4-RING E3 ubiquitin ligase complex. NCBI's taxonomy places the organism in Eukaryota, Metazoa, Mollusca, Bivalvia, Mytilida, Mytilidae. The transcript is spliced from 9 exons. The coding region runs from base 189 to 1436 and encodes 415 amino acids. The record is from RefSeq and is a predicted model, not a curated record. Gene Ontology annotation, molecular function: protein binding.
GGUCAAUUUUCAGGGCACUGGUGUUAACCAUAGAGGGCGCUUAUCAUUUGACUUCCGUCAAUCGCAUUUCCGUUGAGAAUGUAGUAGAAAACCAAACAGAUACAAAAAAAAUACAUUGAAAGCUCUCAUUUUGGACAUUUAUGAGAUUGGAAUCUACUGAUAUGUAGAAGAAAGCCAGCAUUGAAAACAUGUCCAGGAUGAAAAGUGGGACUCGUAGGAAGUGUAGCACUUGCUGUUCAGAUGGACAACAGUACAAUUAUCAUCCAAGCAAGGAAACUUUUCAUCAUCUAUUUAAAAGACAGUAUUCAGGAACAUGUAUAAAUGCUCAAAAAAUUGUCAAUGAUUAUGUUUCACAUCAGGCCCCAGGAUUAAUGAAAGAAAAAGAAUAUGAUCUGGGAAAUAACAAUAAAGUAUUUGCAUCAAAAUGGCUAGAUGAUAAGCAAGUUGUUUUUGGAACAAAAUGCAACAAGUUAAUGGUAAUGGAUGUUUAUUCAGGAAGAAAUAUUCAGAUUCCAUCUUUAAAAAGUAGUGAUGAGAGUCCACCAGCUGAUAGUCCUUGCGGUAUACACGCUAUAGCUCUCAAUCCGUCAGAAUCCCUCUUGGCAACAGGGGGAGAAAAUACAAAUGAUCUGGCAGUAUAUAUGCUUCCUACUUUCGACCCUGUUAUGGUUGGUGAGUGUUCACAUUCAGACUGGAUAUUUGACAUAGAAUGGGUAGAUGAUGAGUAUGUCUUGACAGGUUCAAGAGACAGUCAGUUAGCUUUGUGGAAAGUAGACAAUUUAGAAAAAGAUGAACCUACAGAAAGCACAAGUUUAAAGUUUCCAGACUAUAAUAUUAAAAAACCAGAAGUGGUUAAACUAUGUGAUAAAGCUCAGAAAGUCAGGGCAUUAUGUUUUGAUUAUAAUAGAAAGGAAUUAGGUGUAUUGUCAUUAAAUGCAUAUUUCCAUAUAUGGGAUGUAGAAUCAUUUUCGCCUGUCAGUAGUAGAAAACUGUUUCACUCCAGAGAGAAUGUAUGUAUGGCUGUUUCUAUAGAUAAGACGAUGUAUGCAGUGGGAUCUCAAUCUCAUAUCAAUUUGGUAGACCCAAGGUCACCUAAUACUUUAACAACUGUGAUAUCUAAAUACAGAGGAGGUGGUGUGCGGUCACUGAGUUUUAAAAAUGACAUACUAACAAUUGGUACAGGUGUGGGACAUGUAUUGUUCUUUGAUGUUAAAGGUGGAAAAUACAUAGAAACGGAAUGUGGGGAUGUGUGUUCACUUAAGGUUGCCAAAGGCUGGUUGCUGCAUGAUGAAAAUUAUCGAGAGUUUUUCAUGGAACACCUUUAUCCAAAUGCUAUUUAUACACAUCAAUAUGACCAUACAGGAACUAGACUGUUUACAGCUGGAGGACCACUACCAGCUGGACUCUGGGGAAAUUAUGCUGGACUAUGGUAUUAGUAGCUCUAUUUCUUGAUUGACAGAAGAAGGAAGCCAUAUAAGGACGGUUGGUCAACAACCUGGACUCAGAAUUGUUUUCGGGAAUUCAUCACCUCAAUGGUUUGAAUCGUAAUACACAUGCUAAAAAAAGUGAAAAUGGCAUUGAUAAAGGGAUGUUCCAGAAGUAGUAUGCAUGUAAAACAGAGUUCAUGAAUUCACUUUGAUUAAGUUCGUUUCAUUAUAAGAAACAAGUUCUGGUCAGUACUGUUUUGUAUAACAACCAUAAAUCAUUGUAGAUAUUCAGUUUUCAUCUAUAGAUUUAUUUUAAAGGAAUGCCUGAGUCAGCUCUGUCAAAAUAUGUUACUUUUAUCAAUUUUUACUUCAACAAGCUGUUGUUGUGUAAAAUUUUGUUACAUUUUUACCUCUUUAGUUUUCUGAAUAAAAUUACUAAGUAUUACAGGAAUUGUUGAGACUUCUAUUGGUCAAAUUGGAAAUUAAAAAAAAGGAAGUUUCUAAAAGCUUAUUAUUUUAUUUAUUUCUCUGAAAAUAUGUACGUACUUAAAAUCUGUUAAUAACAUGCCGGUACAAUACAUGUAUUUCAAUGGGCAUUAACCAUGUUAACUGUAAAAUACUUUUAUUAGGGAAAAUAGUUUCAAAUUUUUAUCAUAACAAAAAACAAAAUUGGAUUGAUGGACUUUCAUAUAAACAAAAAUGGUUAGAAAUAAUAUAUAUAGGUAUGAUACACAUUUAAAAAUAUAUGGUCCCUAUUCAUAAGAUAUAUAAAAUAACUUGUUAAGUCUUUCUUGUGGUGUUGUCUUUAAUGACUAUAAACAAAAGACUUUUACAGGGAACAAUAAAGAUAUUUGACAUGGAAGUUCAAUAUCUGUGUAAUUGAGAAUAAUAUCCCUUCCAUGGACUUAGUAGAAAUAAUAAUUGGUUCAUAUCACCACAUCAUGUUUUGUAUUGGAAUUCAUUUUCAUGAAUAUUUAUAAAACCAUUUUAUAAUUUGAAUUAUAUAUUAUUUUAAUUUAGAAAUGAGAAUAAAUCAAAUAAGAAAUGAACUCAUUUUGUAAAUUUGUUACAUUUUUUUUACAUGUUCAUUUUAUUGUUAAUGAUUAAUGCUUGAAAAGGAAUUUUAAUUUUUCAUUCAAACAUUUUUUUCUUCAGAAAAUGCAUGAAAUAGGUAUGUUUUGGUUUUUGUUUGCAGCAGUUUAGUUUGGUAUUAAGAAUAUAAUGGUUUCAUUUUGUAAUUGUAUUGUGAACAGCGUAAAAACCAUUUGGGAGAAAUUAUGCUUUUAUUAAAACAAUAUCUUCCUAAUCUACCCAUCACAGCUUUGGAACAAUUUAAAAAAAAAAUUAAUGUAUUAAAUAAAAAAAUAUGAAAAUGUCACAACAUUUUUAAGUUGAAAUUGUUAUACACUGCCAUAAUGAUUUAAUUCAAAUUCAUUUGUUAUUUUAUUUGUUGAGUAUAUCUGUUAUGAAUGACCACAGAUUGAUGUAGUGAAACCUUUGCUUGUUGUAAUAAAUUAAGAAUAAAUGUUAUGAAUUAUUGUAUAAUACAUAAACAGAUGCAUUUAAUAAUAACUUAUAGUAAAGAUAUACAAAUGUUGAAAUUCAACUAAAUUGAAGAUUUUAUUCAGAUAAGUUGCAAAACUUGGGAAACAAAGUUGCACAUAUUUUGCAUUUUAUGAUUUACUUUUCAACCAGAAUUUUAUGAAUUUUUAAUAGAAUGUGUGGCUGAAUGGUAAAAAAUAAUAUAGUGAGCGACAGUACAGUAUGAUGUGUUCAUGUGUUGUUUACAUAUAAAGUAGAUGUAUGAGAGAUGAAAGUUGUUGAUACAUAGAAUGAUGACAGAAAAGUUUGGUUGGAUUAGUAGAUGAACAGUCAUGUAAAAUAAUAUGGGUUAUCUUUCAAUGCAAUUAAAUAAUUUGUGUUUUAAUUAAAGUGUUUAUAUAGUAACAGACUAUACUGUCAUCAUAAUCUGUUAUAAUAAACAAUAUUGCUUUAUUUCCAAGAGGAUAUUUUAACAGACAACAUUCACACUGAACUAUAUAUUUAAAUAUAUAACUUCAUUGUAAUUGUCUCAUUAUUCUUGGUUAGUGUCUUAUUUUUGUUAAUUUUGUUUUUAAAUCACUGUUCUAAACAAUUUAAAAACCUCUGAUAUGAUUAUAUCAGAAGUGUUCUAUAUUUAUGUUCUUUUCAAAUGAAAAGGUCAUACAUUAAAAAUAGAAUAAU